UCCCCGCCCCCUGGACGGGACGGGCUUGGGCCGUGGCGGCGGCGGCGGCGGGUCCCGGUGCGGCGGGGGCCAUGGACCUGCACAUCCUGGAGCACCGGGUGCGGGUGCUGAGCCUGGCCCGCCGCGGGCUCUGGCUCUACACGCACCCGCUGCUCAAGCUGCUCUUCCUGCCCCAGCGCUGCAGGUGCAAGUUCUUCAGCCUGACGGAGACCCCCGAGGACUACACCAUCAUGCUGGACGAGGAGGGCUUCAAAGAGCUGCCUCCCUCCGAGUUCAUGCAGGUGGCGGACUCCACGUGGCUGGUGCUCAGUGUGGUGUCCAACGGGCGCGAGCCCCCCGGCUGCCAGGCCACCGGCGUCACCAAGAUCGCGCGCUCGGUCAUCGCGCCGCUGGCCGAGCACCACGUCUCUGUGCUGAUGCUCUCCACCUACCAGACCGACUUCAUCCUGGUCCGGGAGCGAGAUCUGCCCGUGGUGAUCCACACACUGGCCGGGGAGUUUGACAUCUACAGGGAGGAGGGUGGUGAAUGCGUCCCCGUCACCUGCGAGGAUGUGAGCAAUGGGUUCCUCAAGCCCAAGCCGGCUGCCAGCCCCACGCUGCACCCGGUGCAGAGCCCCCAGACCCGCUUCUGCAUCCUGACCGUGGCCCCCGACACGCUGCCCGCCAUCGCCACCAUGCUCAUCGACGUCCUCUUCUACUCCCACAGCCCCCCGCGGGAGGCCGGUGCCGGCAGCCAGGACCUGGACUCCAUCACCUUCUUCGCCUUCUCCCUCAUCGACGGCUACAUCUCCAUCGUGAUGGACGCCGACACCCAGAAGCGGUUCCCCAGUGACCUGCUGCUGACCAGCUCAACGGGGGAGCUGUGGCGGAUGGUGCGGAUCGGGGGGCAGCCCCUUGGCUUUGAUGAGUGCGGCAUCGUGGCACAGAUUGCAGAGCCACUGGCCGCUGCCGACAUCUCCGCCUACUACAUCAGCACCUUCAACUUCGAUCAUGCCUUGGUCCCUGAGGAGGGCAUUGCUGAGGUCAUCCAGCUGCUGCAGCAGCGCCAGGACAGCAGCAGAUAGUGGCCGGUUGUCCCCGUGCCGGGUGGCCCAGUGUGGUGGCACUGGGGGGUGUGGGGGGUGCCCCUGCCCCUCCUCACCCCCACUGUAUUCCUUAGUUUUAAUGUUCAGGCUCCCCAUGGUGUGGGGCAGAGGUGAGUGCAGCACCGCUCCCUGCCUGCUGGGGAUGUGGGGACCUGGUGGCCUCAUGGCAAUGGGACAGUGGUCCUGCUGCACCAUCCCGUGCCUCCAUCCCCGCUGGGGGCUCAGGAGGAGAAUGGAUGUCCCCAGGGACCUGCUGGAGGAGGGGACGUGCUGCAGAGCAGUGAUGGGGGUGACAACCCAGGAUGUG
Neopsephotus bourkii (Bourke's parrot) is the source of this 1392-nucleotide messenger RNA. It is a transcript of the gene CASTOR1, whose product is annotated as cytosolic arginine sensor for mTORC1 subunit 1. Gene Ontology annotation, molecular function: arginine binding. The coding region runs from base 72 to 1064 and encodes 330 amino acids. NCBI's taxonomy places the organism in Eukaryota, Metazoa, Chordata, Aves, Psittaciformes, Psittacidae. Gene Ontology annotation, cellular component: cytosol. The transcript is spliced from 9 exons. The record is from RefSeq and is a predicted model, not a curated record. Gene Ontology annotation, biological process: negative regulation of TORC1 signaling; cellular response to L-arginine.